UUGCGUCCUUGAUUUCGCCUCCUCCUUGCUCUUCGUUUUAACAUAACAGCCUAGACUUUUCUUUUGCUGUUUUCGCUUGAUAAUCAACGGAUUCUGAGAUGGAAGGGGUUUCUUCAAUUUCAAUUUUCAGUCUCUCCCUUCGUGUAAGUGUCGUCGUCAUAAGCCAAGUCACUUAUAAACAAUCAAAACUUCUGUCCAUCUAAACUAUCUUAUUCGUUUGUUCCCCCAUUUUUUAACUGUUGAACAACCGAAUUUUAUUCUGUUGUGGACUUGCUUUUGCUUUCAACUGCCAACCCGUUUCAACGUGUCGAUGAAUGUCUUUUGCUUCUGCGGCUUAUAAUGGAUGGUUUCGGAGACAAUAGGAACCUUUUGCAGGAUUUCUCUGAAUAUUUCUUCUUGAUUGCUUCACAAUGGGAAAGGGAUUUGAGUUCUGGGUUGAAAAUGUACUUGGUGGGGAGCAAGGUUGGAGCCAUACUGUGUAUGCUGUUGGCCCUUUUCUUCUUGGGGACAUGGCCUGCUAUUAUUACUCUUUUAGAAAGGAGAGGGCGUCUUCCUCAGCACACUUACCUUGACUACACAAUCACCAAUCUAUUGGCUGCUGUACUCAUUGCUCUCACUUUUGGUGAGAUUGGCAAGAGCACCCCUGAUAAACCAAAUUUCAUUGAUCAGCUUUAUCAGGAUAACUGGCCCUCUGUUCUGUUUGCAAUGGCCAGUGGUGUUGUACUUAGCAUUGGGAAUUUGUUCACGCAAUAUGCUUUGGCUUUGGUUGGUUUAUCAGUUGCGGAGGUGGUAUCAGCAAGCAUAACUGUUGUCAUAGGCACAACUUUGAAUUACUUCUUGGAUGAUGGGAUCAAUAGAGCUCAGAUUCUUUUCCCAGGAGUUGGUUGCUUUUUUAUUGCAGUUUGUCUUGGUUCAGCCGUGCAUUCAUCUAACAUUUCGGAUGAUGAAGCCAAGCUCAACAAUUUGUCAGAUGAAUGCAAAGAUGGAGCCAUAUUAAUUAACAUUUCUUCCGAAAAAGAAAUAAGUGGAGUUAAAUCCAAGGAUAUAGAGAGUGGAGGAGGUGGUUCAGUAGACACGGCAAAAGCAGGAACGGCCGCUUUUCUUGUAGAGCUUGAGAAGCAAAGAGCUAUCAAGGUUUUUGGGAAGAGUACUUUCGUCGGAUUGGCCAUAACGUUCUUUGCUGGACUUUGCUUCUCUUUAUUCUCACCGUUAUUUAACUUGGCAACGAACGACCAGUGGCAUGCUUUAAAGGAAGGGGUUCCUCAUUUGACUGUUUAUACUUCCUUCUUCUACUUCUCUGUCUCCAGUUUUGUUAUUGCCGUUGUUCUAAACAUCACCUUCCUUUACCAACCCAUCUUAAAUUUACCCAAGUCAUCUUUCAAGGCUUAUUUGGCAGACUGGCACGGCAGAGGCUGGGCCUUGUUGGCUGGUCUCCUUUGUGGACUUGGCAAUGGUCUCCAAUUCAUGGGUGGUCAAGCUGCAGGAUAUGCAGCAGCAGAUGCUGUUCAGGCACUUCCACUAGUGAGCACGUUUUGGGGCAUUGUUUUGUUUGGGGAGUUUCGGAACUCAUCAGGAAGAACAUAUAUACUGCUUGGGAGCAUGUUGUCUAUGUUUGUAGUGGCUGUUGCUGUACUCAUGGCAUCAUCGGGUCAAAGGAUUAAUGAUCCAUUAACAACACACAAAUUGGUUGUAAAUAAUUGAUGGUUGCAUAAAUGAUGGAUUCAGCACACAGCAAUAGUCAAAGGAUAAGCAUGCAUGUGCCUUCCCUAAAGUUUGCUUCGAAGAUGCAAAAUGGGCACAAGCACCAUAGUUUUAGACUACAAUAGCUGUUCUUGUCCCAAAAAAGAAAUACAAAAAAAGAAGCAAAAAAACAAGGUGGAAGAAAGAUAAUACCGUACUAUAAUAGAUGUCAUGUGCCUAGAGUGAAUUACUCAGUGUUCGUUAUCCUUAUUGAGUCAACGAAAAGUGUGCAUAAGCAGGAAUCAUGAAGUGAACGGGUUUGAAAUCCUUUGAUUGAACCUUGUAUGUUGUUCUACUUCUAGGGUUCGGGUUUGCAACCCUGUGCAAAAUGAUGUACUUUUAAUUUGUAUCUUAUUUCUUCAAUUUCUCUUUGAAUAACAAGGUGAUGAUACAAUAACCUAAUUAAUCAACGUA
Neltuma alba is the source of this 2154-nucleotide messenger RNA. Its product is annotated as ureide permease 1-like. The record is from RefSeq and is a predicted model, not a curated record. Gene Ontology annotation, cellular component: membrane. Gene Ontology annotation, molecular function: allantoin:proton symporter activity; uracil:monoatomic cation symporter activity. The transcript has 8 exons. Lineage: Eukaryota; Viridiplantae; Streptophyta; Magnoliopsida; Fabales; Fabaceae. The coding region runs from base 340 to 1701 and encodes 453 amino acids. Gene Ontology annotation, biological process: nitrogen compound transport.